CCACUAUCCGGAUCCUAAUUCCCCUACCCUACAAGUACCACGAGGAAUCAAAACAAAAAAAAACAAGCUUAGAAGGAUAUACUCCAUCGGUCAUGGUACAGUAGCACCAUGGCUUCCGUGACUAGGGGCCUCACACCCCCGUCCGACCCAAAGAGCCCCCCAGUCUGACUUGCGGAUCGAAGCAUCCCGUAUACUGACAGUAGCUUCCAUACUUCUGCCAGUCUUAGUCCUCACCUCAUACAAAGACUGUGGAGCAUCUUCCCUUUACGUAGCCACCACUCGCUUGAUCCGUUAUUUCUAUCUAGAUUUCCAUCUUUCUCUGUGUCACCAGUCUCAGUCUCCUUCACCGUUGUAUAUCUAUCUUUUAUUUUCUAUCUGCAUUAUAGGAAUAAUCGCGUACAUACGAGUCUCACUGCACCAAGUAACAAGUCAGGAUGGUCGGCGUUCCCAAAAGUACUGGAUGUUUGAUUUGCCGACAGCGAAAGAUCAAGUGUGACGAGAACUGGCCCCACUGCCGCAACUGUUAUAAGAAUGGAAAACAAUGCCCAGGUCCACCUGAGCGACAUACGUUCAAAUCUGGCUUGUCGGGCGUGAAAACCAGCGCGAGGGACAAUGAAUCAACGCGCAUCCUAAACCAAAGCUGCAAUCAACUCACCCAACUCAAUGCCAAAUUAUCUCCCGAUGGGGGUGGUAUGUUCCAGAAAUGGCGAAUGUCGUCCAAGACAAGAAACAACAAUGGCGUGCAAAAACGCACUUCGAAAAGCCCUCGCUCAACCAUUAGUCCCAGCUCGAGUGCUAGCCCUCCACAGAUGACGAUAGCAAGGAACCCAUCACCACCACAGUACAUGAUGCUGACACGUGCUUUCGUCGAGGCCCUGAAUACUGGAAAUGUAGGCCACCGCAUGUCCGCAUUUGGCCCUUUCAUUCGGGAGGUGCCCGCGCGAAUAGGACACAAUGCAGCUCUCGACUCUGCGGUGGUCUGCCUCGUCAACGCACAUUCCUCGAUGGUAGGCAAUCAAGGAGGUUGCGAGAUCGUUAAUCCGGGACUAUAUCUACACGCUGUUCAGACCUUGCAAUUGUGUUUGGAAGAUCCCGCCCAGGGGAUGUCCUCAAACACGCUUUGCGCGUCUGUUUUGUUAGGCAUCGUGGAGGCUUUAGCAGGCCCUCGGGAAGGCAACAGAUACCUUGCUCAUGUUGGCGGGGCUGGACGUCUUAUGGAGAUCCAAGGUCCUAGGACGUGCAUAGACAAGUUCACAAGGGAGAUUCUCCGGUUCAACAGGGGAGGCAUUAUCAUUACAUCGCUCUACGAGAGAAGACCAUGCUUUCUCACGACACCAGAGUGGCGCGACAUCGCUUUUGAUAAAUCCGGUUUAUCUUACGAGGACUGUUUAUAUACCGAUGUCCUUCAACGCAUGGCUGACUUCCCUGCGCUGCUGAGAGAACUUAAAGAUCUGGAACAGGGUAACCACAAUAUCAUGCCAACUCUAGACGAUAUCCUAUUGCAGGCCGACCUUCAUGUAGAUCUUGACGACCCAUCUAUAAAUCUAGACGCUCCUCUGGACUUCCUCUCUGAGUCUUUCGAACCGCCGCUCGAAUUCUCGCUCGACCCGUACCCCUUUGACGUCUCAUGCGCGAAUGCAUUCCCACCCUCGCAGUCAUCACUCAUCAACAAACUCCACUGUCUCAAAGAGGAAUUGUGUGCUCUCGGCACGCAGCUCAACGCACGACUUCUAGACGGCUCCGCCGCCAUCGAGCUACCCUCCAUCGAAGAAGGCAGCCCAAUCCCAACAGCCUUCCACUUCUCCGGCUGGCGCGUCACCGUCGCCUACAACUGCUUCUGGGCCCUCCUCAUACUGACCAAUAAACUACUCCUCAAGCUCCUCCCAACCUACGAUCCGACGAAGCAGAUGCUAGAGGCAGAGUGCCGAACGAUCGCAUACGAGAUCUGCAAGACGUGGGAGGACUCGUGGGCCAGCAAGCCGAUCGGCGCAUUCCACACUGGCUUCAGCUUCGUCAUGGCCUAUGAGUUCUGCACGCAGGACGUCCAGGAGUGGAUUCUGAAGGGCUUAAACGCUCUGCUCGACUGCCAGCGCGUUGCCUCGUUUCGAUGGUCCCAUGAGAACAUCAUGGCGAUGAGUGGUAGGCUCACAGGCGAUGGGCCCGAUCUCAAGUUCACACGUUCGAAGUAAUUCAACGACUCCUUACAUGAGGUAGCCAAACGGCUACAGUGUAUUGUACGAUGUUCAUUUUCUCGCAUAGCGAAAUUGGCGUUAUCGGAGCAUCACGUUGUCAUGAAUCAUGAAGAUAUCCACCCAGGUACUUAUUCCAAUCAUGUUUGUUAGUUUUUGUAGGCAGAUUCAAGCAAUCAGAAAUUCCACCUGCCUAAUUGGG
Molecule: messenger RNA, 2391 nt
Organism: Aaosphaeria arxii CBS 175.79
Lineage: Eukaryota; Fungi; Ascomycota; Dothideomycetes; Pleosporales
Exons: 5
Coding region: 435-2189 (584 amino acids)
Biological process (GO): regulation of DNA-templated transcription
Molecular function (GO): zinc ion binding; DNA-binding transcription factor activity, RNA polymerase II-specific
Source: RefSeq, a predicted model, not a curated record